AUCAGAGUAGUGUUUGAUAUGUAACUACCGAGAGUACCGACAAUGAACCAUCUUGUCCUCUGAUCUCAUCGCAAAUUAGAGAAAUUACAAAUUACAAAUCCAUCACACAGCACAGCCUCGGCUAAGAAACUCUCUCUCUCUCUCUCUCUCUGUUCCGAAGCUGCAUUGCACUUUCGGUAUUCUGUUGCCUUCUGUGUCACUUGCAAGACAACAAAAUCGCUAAGCGCCUAACAACAAAUACGUAACAGUAACACCCAAUGCAAUGUGCUCAUUGCGUUGAGGAGAUUCAUUCAUCCAUUCGUUCAUUCAUAAACAAUCUCAUUAAGUGACCUUUCCUCUCUUCUAUAGCCUGUAACGAAGGGGGAUCUGUCUUCUCUCUCUCUUUCUCUUUGUCAACAUGGGAACUGCAGAAGAAAGAGCCAUUGCUGUCAUCAUGGUUGGAGGCCCCACCAAAGGUACUAGAUUCAGGCCAUUGUCAUUCGACAUACCUAAGCCACUUUUUCCAUUGGCGGGACAACCCAUGGUCCAUCACCCAAUUGCUGCUUGUAAAAGGAUUCCUAAUUUGGCUCAGAUUUAUCUAAUUGGUUUCCAUGAGGAACGCGAAUUUGCAUUAUUUGUUUCCUCCGUCUCAAACGAGCUUAAAGUCCCUAUUAAAUAUCUGAAAGAAGACAAGCCUCAUGGGUCAGCUGGUGGUCUUUAUAGCUUUAGAGAUCAAAUCAUGGAGGAUGAUCCGUCACAUAUUUUUUUGCUAAACUGUGAUGUUUGCUGCAGCUUUCCACUACCGGAAAUGCUUGAUGCUCAUAGAAAAUAUGGUGGGAUGGGAACAAUAUUAGUUGUUAAGGUUUCGCCAGAGUCGGCCAGUGAAUUUGGGGAAUUGGUAGCUGAUCCAGUAACCAAUGAACUGUUGCAUUACAUUGAGAAACCUGAAACUUUUGUAAGUGAUCUAAUAAACUGUGGUGUGUAUAUAUUUACACCAGAUAUAUUUACUGCAAUUGAGGGUGUUACUACUCAGCAGAAAAAUAGAGCUAAUCUAAGACGUGUCUCCAGCUUUGAAGCAAUGCAGCCAGACACAAGGAAUCUUUCUUCCGAUUAUGUCAGAUUGGAUCAAGAUAUCCUCUCACCUCUUGCGGGGAAGAAACAGUUAUACAUUUAUGAAACCAAAGACUUCUGGGAACAAAUCAAAACUCCUGGAAUGUCCAUAAAAUGUUCUGCCUUGUAUCUUUCCCAAUUUCGUCACAUCUCGCCACAACUAUUGGCAAAUGGAGAUGGUAUUAAGAAAGCCAGCAUCAGUGGUGAUGUUUAUAUUCACCCAUCUGCUAAAGUGCAUCCAACAGCAAAGAUUGGCCCUGGUGUAUCAAUAUCUGCAAAUGCUCGUAUCGGAGCUGGUGCAAGGCUCAUAAAUUGUAUCAUCCUAGAUGAUGCAGAAAUUAAGGAGAAUGCUGUUGUCAUUCAUGCAAUUGUCGGAUGGAAAUCUUCUAUUGGACGCUGGGCCCGUAUCCAGGCUAGCGGAGAUUACAAUGCAAAACUUGGGGUUACUUUGCUUGGAGAAUCUGUGAUAGUUGAGGAUGAGGUUGUGGUUGUUAAUAGCAUUGUCCUUCCACACAAGACCUUAAAUGUGAGAGUUCAAGAUGAGAUUCUUUUGUAAACUCCCUUAUUGCUUUGCUCCUAGUAUUGGCCUCUUCUUUUGCUUGUGAUCUUGCAUGGGAUUAUGUAUGAUAUCUAGUUUUGAAGCCAAAAAUGGCUACAUUUGUGCUUAGUACUCGAUUCCAUGCACACAUCAGCGGUGCUAUCAAAUGAAAUUAUUAGCAAGUAUAUGACAUUUCUUCAGCCAUUUUCUUAUAGUAGAUAUUAAGUUUUAUAAAACUACUAUAUGGACACAAAAUAGUCAUUAUGUAUUUAUGUAUAAAUAUAU
Messenger RNA from Arachis stenosperma, 1912 nucleotides. RefSeq lists its product as uncharacterized. Gene Ontology annotation, cellular component: cytoplasm. Lineage: Eukaryota; Viridiplantae; Streptophyta; Magnoliopsida; Fabales; Fabaceae. Gene Ontology annotation, biological process: biosynthetic process. The record is from RefSeq and is a predicted model, not a curated record. The coding region runs from base 398 to 1645 and encodes 415 amino acids. The transcript is spliced from 15 exons.